GAACCUCGAGCUCAAAUACCUGUACUAGCUGUGCCCUGAGCAACAGCAGCCACAUGUUCUUACUGGCAUUCUCCAUCAGAAAGGGGCACUAGGCUGAACUUCCAAAGUUCCUAAGCAGAUCCCCAAUUAUUACUGCUAUACUUGUUUCAUCUAAAUAGCUCCAACCAAGAGUCCUCUGGUCACCUGCUUGAUGGGACUCUUGACUAACUGCAUAUGCUGAAGGAAGAAAGCUAUUUUAUAACCAAGGAAAGUCACCGCCUUGACGCUGAAAAGGUUAACAAAGGAAAUUACUUUCCAAGACAAAACAUUAACUCAAGAACUGAACGCGAUAUUUUGCCUAAAUUGGUGUGGAAAACAGAAUUAUGAACGCCCAUUACAGAGAGAUGAAAAUCUAAAGAAAAUUCAAAGAUUAUCUAUGAAACUACAGUGCUUAUCAAAGAGUUGUUAUAAGGGUUUCCAAUACUCAAAGAAUAAAGAACAUAAUUCUGAGCGAGAAGAGAGGAUUUCAUUAUAAUCCUGUUUAAGAAUGCCUGUGGAAAUGCUGGCAUGAGUUCCUCAGAAAACAGAAUAUAGAACAGUGAAUUUUCUCCAGCAUUGUUCUGUCCUCUGUGCUGUGGAAAAGUUAUUGUUGAACUCCAAUCUCAAGAGGAAAAACAACUUUAUCUACAGUUAAAAUAAAGACUAUUUUUUCCAUAUUUGGGUGGUGAAAGUGAUUAGAGAGGUCAAAGUUGAGUUAUCAGCCAUGGCAUUUGCAGAUCUUUUGGAAAAAGCUGGAGGCAUGGGACGGUUCCAGAUCACACACGUUACAUUACUAUGCAUUCCUAUAUUGUUGAUGGCCAGCCAUAACCUUCUCCAGAACUUCAGUGCUGCAAUUCCAAGCCACAAAUGCAAAAUAAAUGACACUGGGGUUGUUAACAGCAGUACUGAAAGCGAGGGUUGGAUGGGGGUCUUCAUACCACGGGAUGAUCAGGGGAGGCCUGAGUCAUGUCUGGAGUUUGCUGAAGUACAGUGGAGAAUGGUGGAUUCCAACAGCACAUGGCAUAAUACUACAGAUGCAGAAACAAGAUCCUGCACAAAUGGUUGGGAGUAUGAUCAGAAUGAGUUCAGCUCAACCAUAAUCACUGAAUGGAAUUUGGUGUGCAGCAAAAAACACAGAAGACAGCUGGCUCAGUCCUUGUACAUGGCAGGUGUGCUUGUGGGAGCCAUCAUCCUGGGAGGCCUGUCAGACAAGUAUGGUCGAAGGGCAUUGUUAAUUUGGUCAUACCUACAAAUGGCCAUCAGUGGGAUCUGCACUGCCUUUUCUCCAAACUACCUCUCCUAUUGUGUGUUCCGAUUUCUUACUGGGAUGGCUCUGUCUGGCAUUGGACUGAACACUACUGCCUUGAUUGUGGAAUGGGUUCCAACUAAAGUCCGCACAAUCGCUGGCACCCUGGCAGGAUAUUCCUAUACUGUUGGACAACUCCUUUUGGCAGGUUUAGCAUAUGGCAUCAGAGACUGGCGAUGGCUGCAGCUUUCUGUUUCUCUACCGUUUUUUGUGUUCUUCUUCUACUCUUGGUGGUUUCCUGAAUCUGCUCGCUGGCUUGUUCUCUCUGGCAAACCUGCCAAGGCAGUCAAUGAGAUGAAGAGAGUGGCCAAGCUUAAUGGAAGGGAAGAAGCAGCUGAGAAAAUAACUUUAGAGACACUAAAAGCUGAUAUGGUGAAAGAGGUGGCUUGUGGGAAUUCAACGUAUACAGUGUUUGAUCUGGUUCGAACCAGAACCAUCCGCAGAAUAUCCUUUGCUGUGAGCUUUGUGUGGUUCUCUACUAGUUUCGCCUAUUACGGCUUAGCAAUGGAUUUACAAAAAUUUGGAGUGAGCAUCUAUCUAAUCCAGGUGAUCUUUGGGGCUGUCGACUUUCCAGCCAAGCUAGUUUCCACCAUAUGCAUGAUCUACAUUGGUCGGAGAGUCACACAGUUCUUUUCCCUUUUGCUUGGAGGACUGGCAAUCUUAGCUAACAUCUUUGUGCCAAUUGAGCUGCAGGCACUAAGGACCAGUCUGGCAGUUUUUGGAAAAGGCUGUUUGGCUGCUUCUUUUAGUUGUAUUUUUCUAUACACCACAGAACUCUAUCCUACAGUCAUCAGACAGAGUGGUCUCGGUUUGGGCAGUACCAUGGCACGUGUGGGUGGAAUUGUUGCUCCUCUAGUGAAGAUGCUGGGUGAAUUCUAUCCUUUCUUACCAUUGGUCAUAUAUGGAGGUGCACCAAUUCUAUCUGGUCUACUAGUAUAUUUCUUACCUGAAACAGUUAACAAACCACUGCCAGACACCAUUGAAGAGGUGGAAGUAGGGAAAAAAUCCCCAGUGAAAAAGGAGAAAAAGGAGAUUGUACCUCUACAGACAGUGAAACCCAACCCUGUGCGCGAGGUCGUAUGACAUCAGAAGUUGUAUCAAAGUCUGACAACCUCCAGGAAUGCCUUAAUUUACUUACCCCAAGUCUUAGGUGGGUUCACGAGAUGUAGUCAGCAACAGCAGCAAGAACACUGUAAGAAGACAGAGGAGCUAUGUAAAGUAGCAGGUCACUAUGUUAUAUGUCUCUACAGCCAAUUCUUCCCUUCUGGAAGUGCGAUAUUGCUACUGCAUUUUGGAAAAAUGUUGGUACCCCAACCAAGUCACCCUAAGCCUUUAAUCAACACUACACUUCCAUGAACUAUGUAAAGCUUAUUGUAGUAAUGAUGUUGUCACAGGUACAGAGCAACGUCUCUCAGCAGGACAUCUAUCAACUGUCCUGGAAUCCUCUUCAUGUUGUUCAAAUGCUUAUAUUUCAAUGAUGAUUGUCAAAAGCUUUCAUGGGCUCAGGAAGAAUACGUAGAGGCUCACAAGAAUGCUUGUUGGCCCACAGCCAUGCAGCUGAGGACACGACUAAGCUUGGAACUUGGCACAGCUGUAUUAAAUCCACUAGUUGGUACUACUAAUGUACACAGCAAUGCCAUAGUUUGUAUAAGUAGCAUGCAGAGAACGAAACAUAGCUGUGUGAGAGUAUGUAUGAAAUAUAAUCCAUGUAUUGCACACAUCAACGCUCACAUCCAAAGAGGGCACUUUCUGAAGGACAAAAAGACUGGCAUGCAUGCUGUAGAUGAGAAUGUACAAAGAAUCAGUUUCCUUUGUCAGCUCUUUAUCCCUCUUCCUUUUAUGUGCAUUAAAACAUUAAAACAUC
Messenger RNA from Rana temporaria (common frog), 3188 nucleotides. RefSeq names its product solute carrier family 22 member 6-A-like. Gene Ontology annotation, biological process: transmembrane transport. Lineage: Eukaryota; Metazoa; Chordata; Amphibia; Anura; Ranidae. The transcript is spliced from 11 exons. Gene Ontology annotation, cellular component: membrane. The record is from RefSeq and is a predicted model, not a curated record. Gene Ontology annotation, molecular function: transmembrane transporter activity. Bases 743 to 2407 code for a protein of 554 amino acids.